CUCAAAAAAAUGGGGAACAACUCUGUUGACAUCUACUUCAACCUCACUAUGUUUGUGGACAUCGGUCUCUAUCGCUAUGUUGCAUUUGUUUUUUUCCUUCUGCUCUACACCUUCAUCAUCUUGUCCAACAUCCUCCUGAUCCUGGUGAUCUGUCGGGAGAGAAACCUGCACCAACCCAUGUACAUGCUCGUGGCUUGUCUGUCUUUCAAUGAGCUGUACGGCUCCGCUGGUUUCUUCCCCAGAUUUCUGGUGGACCUUCUGUCCGACUCUCACCUGAUCUCCUACACCUCCUGCUACGCUCAGAUUUACUUCAUAUACACGUACGCCUCCAGUGAGGUCACCAUCCUCAGCAUCAUGGCAUAUGAUCGCUACAUAGCUGUGUGUCAACCCCUGCACUACAGGACAAAGAUGACAGCAGGACGUGUCUUGGGGCUGGUCGGACUGGCCCAAAUACAUUCCUUCUGUAUUGUGACGCUGUGUAUGGGCAUGUCCAGCAGGCUUCCUCUGUGUGGCAAUGAAAUACAGAAAAUCUACUGCGCCAUCUGGAACAUUGUCAAACUAUCCUGCAUCCCAACAGUUGCGAACAACAUCGUGGGCUUGCUAGUCACCAUCACCGCCGCCUUCCUGCCUCUGUUUUUUGUCCUGUACACAUAUCUGCGCAUCCUUAUCAUCUGCUGGGGAAGGUCGGCCGACUUUAAAGGCAAAGCCUUCCAGCAGUGUUUGCCUCACAUCGUCUCAUUUGUCAUCUUUUCCAUUGCAGUAUUUUGUGACAUUUCUCUCAGCAGACUCAAUGUAGAGGAGAUCAACCCAAUAGCUGCUGCAGUUCUGGCUCUGGAGUUCGUUGUCAUCCCUCCGCUGUUGAACCCCCUUAUUUAUGGAAUGAAGUUACUGGAAAUUAGGAGACGCAUCCGGAAGAUACUUGAUUUAAAACUCACCAAUUUAUGA
Messenger RNA from Synchiropus splendidus (mandarinfish), 945 nucleotides. RefSeq names its product olfactory receptor 6N2-like. Gene Ontology annotation, biological process: G protein-coupled receptor signaling pathway. The coding region runs from base 10 to 945 and encodes 311 amino acids. Gene Ontology annotation, cellular component: membrane. Lineage: Eukaryota; Metazoa; Chordata; Actinopteri; Syngnathiformes; Callionymidae. Gene Ontology annotation, molecular function: olfactory receptor activity; G protein-coupled receptor activity. The record is from RefSeq and is a predicted model, not a curated record. The transcript has a single exon.